UUAGUGCCCCUUCAGUAUUUCAUUUCAGCGCAAAAACUUCGGAAUCUGCCGUCGCGAAUAUCACUGCAGACGUCCACGCUAUCUGAAUGACCGGCGACCUGCAGUUCAACAACCAAGAUAGCGAACAAAACAGUAACAUGGGGACCUUGAAGAAGAAUGCUGAGGCGGAAUUGGCGCAUGUUUUCCGUAGUGAGAAAUGUAGGCAAGAUGAGUGAAAUCGGGCAACGGCUUGGUUCUGUGUUGGAAAAAGUCAGAAGUGCGGGACGAGAAAGGCCUCAGGAGCUGCAAUACUCAGUGCCAAGAUUGGUAGCUGUGUCGAAAACCAAGCCAGUGAAAGAUAUCAUUGAAGCAUAUCAUGCAGGACAGAGAGUGUUUGGUGAAAAUUAUGUUAAUGAGCUUGUGGAAAAGGCCAUGGACCCAAAGCUGCUGGAGCUGUGCCCGGACAUUCGCUGGCACUUUAUCGGCCGUCUGCAGCGAAACAAGGUCAGCAAAGUGGCCCGACUAGCGGCGCUGAGUAUGGUGGAGACGCUCGACUCGCCGCGACUGGCCGACGCUCUCAACGCCGCCCGAGAGAAGGCCGACCUCGACCCGCUCGGCGUCAUGGUGCAGGUCAACACCAGCGGCGAACAGAGCAAGGGCGGUGUCCAGGCGGUGGAGGUGGCGUCGCUGGUACGUCACGUGCAACAGCAGUGUCCCGCCCUGGUCUUGACCGGCCUGAUGACCAUCGGCGCGUACAACCAUGACAUGGCCAUCGGACCCAAUCCGGACUUUGAGCGGCUCCUGAGGUGUCGCGAGGAGGUCUGCAAGGAGCUCGACCUGAGUCCCCGGCACAUGGAGCUCUCUAUGGGCAUGUCGGCCGACUACGAGCACGCGAUAUUAGUGGGCAGUACAAACGUGCGCGUGGGCAGCGAGAUAUUCGGCGUGCGCCAGUACAAGGGCACGUCGAGCAGCGCUGAGCCGGCAGCGCCGACACCGGGCCCGGCCGGCGUUGACGCCCUGCCACCGGCCGGGCCGGCGGACGGUGCCGCUGGUGCCGCCGCCGGCACGCAGUCGGCACAAGCCCGCCUCUCGGCCGUCCAGUGAUCCGGCGGCCAUCCAUGCGUGGGAGGCCGUCUGCCGACAGAGGCCGCUCGCACGAUAGCCACGUUGGUAUGAGAAGUAGGCGGUGUGGGGUGGCAUGGCCUCCGGAUCAGAGUAUAACUUGCCAAGGAUGUGCUGGAAACGUAUUUUGUAAUAUAAACGGUGCGCGAU
Messenger RNA from Pollicipes pollicipes, 1251 nucleotides. Its product is annotated as pyridoxal phosphate homeostasis protein. Gene Ontology annotation, molecular function: pyridoxal phosphate binding. Bases 157 to 1083 code for a protein of 308 amino acids. The record is from RefSeq and is a predicted model, not a curated record. Lineage: Eukaryota; Metazoa; Arthropoda; Thecostraca; Pollicipedomorpha; Pollicipedidae. The transcript is spliced from 6 exons. Gene Ontology annotation, cellular component: intracellular anatomical structure.